AUGGACGUAGACGUAGACGUGGACGUGAACAUGGACGUGGACGUGGACGUGGACGUGGACAUGGAUGUGGACGUGGAGGACGUGGACGUGGAGGUGGACGUGGACGUGGAAGUGGACAUGGACGUGGACGUGGAGGUGGACAUGGACGUGGACAUGGACGUGGACGUGGACGUGGACAUGGACGUGGACAUGGACGUGGACGUGGAGGACGUGGACGUGGACAUGGACGUGGACGUGGACGUGGACGUGGACAUGGACGUGGACAUGGACGUGGACAUGGACGUGGACAUGGACGUGGACGUGGAGGACGUGGACGUGGACAUGGACGUGGACGUGGACGUGGACAUGGACGUGGACGUGGAGGUGGACGUGGAGGUGGACGUGGACGUGGAGGUGGACGUAGAGGUGGACGUCGAUGUGGACGUGGACGUGGACGUGGAUGUGGAGGACGUGGAGGACGUGGACAUGGACGUGGACAUGGACGUGGACAUGGACGAGGACAUGGACGUGGACAUGGACGUGGACAUGGACGUGGACAUGGACAUGGACGUAGACGUGGACGUGGAGGACAUGGACGUGGAGGUGGACGUGGACGUGGACGUGGACAUGGACGUGGACGUGGACGUCGAGGACGUGGACAUGGACGUGGACGUGGACGUGGACGUGGACGUGGACAUGGACGUGGACGUGGACGUGGACGUGGACGUGGACGUGGACAUGGAUGUGGACUUGGACAUGGACGUGGACAUAGACGUGGACAUGGACGUGGACGUGGACAUGGACGUGGACAUGGACGUGGACAUGGACGUGGACGUGGAUAUGGACGUGGACAUGGACGUGGACAUGGACGUGGACGUGGACAUGGACGUGGACAUGGACGUGGACUUGGACGUUGACGUGGACAUGGACGUGGACGUGGACGUGGACUUAGACGUGGACGUGAACGUGGACGUGGACAUGGACGUGGAUAUGGACGUAGAAGUGGACAUGGACGUGGACAUGGACGUGGACAUGGACGUGGACGUGGACAUGGACGUGGACAUGGACGUGGACAUGGACGUGGACGUGGACAUGGACGUGGACGUGGACGUGGACGUGGACAUGGACGUAGACGAGGACGUGGACGUGGACAUCGACGUGGACGUGGACGUGGACGUGGACAUGGACGUGGACUUGGACGAGGACAUGGACGUGGACAUGGACGUGGACGUGGACACGUGGACGUGGACGUGGACGUGGACGUGGACAUGGCGUGGACGUGGACAUGGACGUGGACAUGGACGUGGACGUGGACGUGGACGUGGCAUGGACAUGGACGUGGACGUGGACGUGGACGUGGACAUGGACGUGGACGUGGAGGACGUGGACGUGGACAUGGACGUGGACGUGGACGUGGACAUGGAGGUGGACGUGGACGUGGACGUGGACAUGGAGGUGGACGUGGACGUGGACAUGGACAUGGACGUGGACGUGGACGUGGACGUAGACGUGGACGUGGACGUGGACAUGGACGUGGACGUGGACGUGGACAUGGACGUGGACGUGGACGUGGACGUGGACAUGGACAUGGACGUGGACGUGGACGUAGACGUAGACAUGGACAUGGACGUGGACGUGGACGUGGACGUGGACAUGGACGUGGACGUGGACGUGGACGUGGACGUGGACAUGGACGUGGACGUGGACGACGUGGACGUGGAGGUGGACGUGGACGUGGACGUGGACAUGGACGUGGACGUGGACGUGGACGUGGACAUGGACGUAGACAUGGACUUGGACGUGGACAUGGACGUGGACGUGGACAUGGACGUGGACAUGGACGUGGACGUGGACGUAGACGUGGACGUGGACAUGGACGUGGACGUGGACGUGGACGUGGACAUGGACGUGGACGUGGACGUGGACGUGGACAUGGACGUGGACGUGGACAUGGACGUGGACGUGGACGUGGACAUGGACGUGGACGUGGACGUUGAGGACUUGGACGUGGACAUGGACGUGGACGUGGACAUGGACGUAGAUGUGGACGUGGACAUGGUCGUGGACGUGGACGUGGACGUGGACUUGGACGUGGACAUGGACGUGGACGUGGAGGUGGACGUGGACGUGGACGUGGACGUGGACAUGGACGUGGACAAGUACGUGGACGUGGACAUGGACGUGGACAUGGACGUGUACAUGGACGUGGACGUGGACAUGGACGUGGACGUGGACGUGGACAUGGCCGUGGACAUGGACGUGGACGUGGACAUGGACGGGGACAUGGACGUGGACAUGGACGUGGACGUGGACAUGGACGUGGACGUGGACAUGGACGUGGACAUGGACGUGGACAUGGACGUGGACAUGGACGUGGAUGUGGACAUGGACGUGGACAUGGACGUGGACAUGGACGUGGACGUGGACAUGGACGUGGACGUGGACGUGGACAUGGACGUGGACGUGGACAUGGACGUGGACAUGGACGUGGACAUGGACGUCGACGUGGACAUGGACGUGGACAUGGACGUGGACAUGGACGUGGACGUGGACAUGGACGUGGACGUGGACGUGGACAUGGACGUGGACGUUGACAUGGACGUGGAUGUGGACAUGGACGUGGACGUGGACAUGGACGUGGACAUGGACGUGGACGUGGACGUGGACGUGGACAUGGACGUGGACGUGGACGUGGACAUGGACGUGGACAUGGACGUGGACGUGGACGGUUGUGGACGUGGACGUGGACGUGGACGUGGUCACAUGGACGUGGACGUGGACGUGGAGGUGGACAUGGACGUGGACAUGGACGUGGACGUGCACGUGGACGUGAACAUGGACGUGGACGUGGACAUGGACGUGGUCGUGGACGUGGAGGUGGACAUGGACGUGGACGUGGUCGUGGACGUGGACAUGGACGUGGAUGUGGACGUGGACGUGGACGUGGACGUGGACAUGGACGUCGACGUGAACGUGGACGUCGACAUGGACGUGGACGUGGACAUGGACGUGGACAUGGACGUGGACGUGGACGUGGACAUGGACGUGGACGUGGACGUGUACGUGGACAUGGACGUGGACGUGGAGGACUUGGACGUGGAGAUGGACGUGGACGUGGACGUGGACGUGGACGUGGACAUGGACGUGGAUGUGGAUGUGGACGUGGACUUGGACGUGGAAGUGGACGUGGACGUGGACAUAGACGUGGACGUGGACGUGGACAUGGACGUGGACAUGAACGUUGACGUGGACGUGGACGUGGACGUAGACAUGGACGUGGACAUGGACGUGGACAUGGACGUGGACGUGGACAUGGACGUGGACGUGGACGUGGACGUGGACAUGGAUGUGGACGUGGACGUGGAGGACUUGGACGUGGACAUGGACGUGGACGUGGACGUGGACAUGGACGUGAACGUGGACGUGGACGUGGACAUGGACGUGGACAUGGACAUGGACAUGGACGUGGACAUGGACGUAGAUGUGGACGUGGACAUGGACGUGGACAUGGACGUGGACUUGAACGUGGACAUGGACGUGGACAUGGACGUGGACAUGGACGUGGACGUGGAUGUGGACGUGGACAUGGACGUGGACGUGGACGUGGAUAUGGACGUGGACGUGGACGUGGACAUGGACGUGGACGUGGACAUGGACGUGGACGUGGACAUGGAGGACUUGGACGUGGACAUGGACGUGGACGUGGACGUGGACGUGGACAUGGACGUGGACAUGGACGUGGACAUGGACGUUGACGUGGACAUGGACGUGGACAUGGACGUGGACGUGGACGUGGACGUGGACAUGGAUGUGGACGUGGACGUGCACGUGGACAUGGACGUGGACGUGGACGUCGACAUGGACGUGGACGUGGAGGACUUGGACGUGGACAUGGCGUGGAUAUGGACGUAG
Messenger RNA from Closterium sp. NIES-65, 3891 nucleotides. The record is from the annotation of a GenBank genome assembly. NCBI's taxonomy places the organism in Eukaryota, Viridiplantae, Streptophyta, Zygnematophyceae, Desmidiales, Closteriaceae.